AUGGAUAUUGACUUCAUCAAGUCUGCUUCAGAUAAUGAUCAGAUGGAAAUGAUGCUGAUGCAGAUGGACAAACUCUCCGAAUUCUCCGGCCCCUAUGCCGAUAUCAAUGAUAUGUCGUUGAUGGAAUACGGGGCUCAUAAUGGAACUAACAUUGGUUCCAUCCCACAGGUUGUUGAUGAUAAUUCCGCUUCAUCAUUCGUGAACCUGCCUAGUAAUAUAUCGUUUUCAGGCUUGGGCUCCCCGACUAUUCAUCAAGAUCCAUCGACUAUGCCAUUCUUACCUAAUUCAAGUGGCGGGAGAUGGAAAACUGUGGGUGAUGAAUUUGCAGGGAGGGCAGUACAGAAGCGAAAUUCAAUGGCUGCAAUGAGGGAGAUGAUUUUUCGAAUUGCAGCAAUGCAGCCAAUCCACAUUGACCCUGAAUCAGUGAAACCACCAAAGAGAAGAAAUGUUAAGAUAUCAACAGAUCCUCAAAGCGUAGCUGCGCGCCAUCGAAGAGAAAGGAUAAGUGAAAAAAUAAGAAUACUUCAGAGACUUGUUCCUGGUGGAAGCAAAAUGGACACUGCUUCCAUGCCAACCGGGACAGGGUUCCCAGUACCCAUGUCUAGUGGGAGCUAUUUCCCUGUGGCAUCAAAAAGUUACCAAUCUCCAUCUCAAAAUCUCCAGCAUUUUGCAGAUGCUUGA
Fraxinus pennsylvanica is the source of this 681-nucleotide messenger RNA. The record is from the annotation of a GenBank genome assembly. NCBI's taxonomy places the organism in Eukaryota, Viridiplantae, Streptophyta, Magnoliopsida, Lamiales, Oleaceae.